Ceraceosorus guamensis is the source of this 5160-nucleotide messenger RNA. RefSeq lists its product as hypothetical. The transcript is spliced from 5 exons. Gene Ontology annotation, cellular component: chromatin; Sin3-type complex. Bases 349 to 4917 code for a protein of 1522 amino acids. Gene Ontology annotation, molecular function: transcription corepressor activity. Gene Ontology annotation, biological process: negative regulation of transcription by RNA polymerase II. The record is from RefSeq and is a predicted model, not a curated record. Lineage: Eukaryota; Fungi; Basidiomycota; Exobasidiomycetes; Ceraceosorales; Ceraceosoraceae.
CCUCGGUUCGAGUCGUUCUGCCCGUCCCAGUCACCAGGGAUCUUCAUCCACCCUACCGCGACCUUCAACAACAUCAUUCGCUGGCACUCACCUGUUGCUGCCACGCGUUCUCGUUCUGCGGACACCCGUGUCAGAGAUUUCUACUGCCGUCCUCCAGCCUGACCUCCCCUUACCCCCCCUCUCCCCUCGCUGCGCCUUCCAUCCACCCCAACGCCAGUAGCUGACUGUGCGCAGAAGCUGAAGCGCGGAUCAUUGAUCUUGUCUACCUUGUGCACCGUUGGACCUCGCCUUGUCUAAUCAUUGGGCACCACCCAUCUCGGAUCAGCCUUGGUAGGCUAGAUCGCCAUCAUGGCGACACUCAACGUCAAGGAUGCGCUGUCCUACCUCGACCAAGUCAAGGUGCAGUUCGCAGAGCAUCCGGAUGUCUACAACCGCUUUCUCGAUAUCAUGAAAGAUUUCAAAUCGCAAACGAUUGAUACGCCAGGCGUAAUUGAAAGAGUCAGCACGCUUUUCAGAGGCCAUCCAUCGCUCAUCCAAGGUUUCAACACUUUCUUGCCCCCGGGCUACCGCAUCGAAUGCUCACUGGAUCCCAGCGAGUCGAAUCUGAUCACCGUCACCACGCCCACGGGAACCACAACUCAGACCUCUGGCGGGGUAGGCAUCGCUGGAGCCAUCUCCCGCAUGCAGCAUAGCGGCAGUGGCUCCGCUUCGAGUGCUGCAGCCGGCUCUGGUGGUGCGUCGGGUGCGGGCAACGCUUCCACAGGCUCACAGCGCGAGCGCGGCACGCCUGCACCUAGCGGUGCACCACCUCCGCCUCAUACUCCAGGUGGCAGCUCGUACGGAGGCGGUGCCGGUGUCUCAGCUGGGACCGCCGGCCAUGCACCAGCUCUGCCUCCUGGCACCAUGGCCUCGCUUGGCACGCCUCAGCGUCAGCCGCACUCGCCUGCUUUGGGUGGACCAGCUACGCCUGGUGCCACUGCGGGCGCGGGAGUGCUCAGUCACGCUUCGUUCGGCAGCAGCGGCGCUGCUAGUGGUCCUGCUGCUCAACAGGCCGGCGACCGCAGGGCGCCUGUCGAGUUCAACCACGCAAUCUCAUACGUUAAUCGCAUCAAGCAGCGCUUUUCUAAUGAUCCCGACACGUACAAACAAUUCCUCGAGAUCCUGCAGACGUAUCAGAAAGAGCAGAGACCUAUUGGUGAUGUGUAUGCACAAGUUACAACGCUGUUCAACAACGACAAGGAUCUCUUGGAUGAAUUCAAGCAAUUCCUACCAGACACCUCCGCUGGUGCACCACCCAGCGGCGGCAGCCUCUUUGGCAUGCUCGGCCACGCUUCGACGGGUGCGAAUCAAGCUGGCGUCGCUGCUCCAACUGCGAGUGCAAUGGGUCCGUCCCAUGUUGGAGCUCAGAUUCACGGCAUGCAUGGCAUGAUGCAAGGCAUAGCACCGCCUGGCAGCGCUGCCACCGGACGCCACGAUGGUGGAGUACCACCGGAUUUGAACAAGAAGGCUGGAAGCGGCAGCAGAAGCAAGAAGCGAGCUGGUGGAGGGGGCGGCGUGUCAGGUCAAGGAGCGACAGGGUCUGAGCAAGCAGCUACAGGACGGGGUAGCAAGAGCAAAAAGAGCAAGCACGGGCACGCUGGGGCCAAAGUCGAGGGACACAGCCCGCCGAGAGACAUGUUGCCGCCUGACGCCGCAGCUGCAGCGGCCUACAGCAACGCUCACCUCAUGCAUCAUCAGCCUCCACCACACGCGCUGGUCUACAGCAUUGAUGGAUCUCUCGUUCCUGCCGCCGGCCUAGGCGCUGGCAUGGGCAUGGGAGCAGAUGCCUCGCUGGUCCCCGUCGGUCUCGGCGCCGGCGCUGCUGGUUAUGGACUAGGCGCAGGAGCUGUUGCCGCUCCUCUUGCCACGACUGACGAAGUAGCAUUCUUCGAUCGGGUCAAGAAGCUGAUCGACGAUCGUGCCGUGUAUCUGGAGUUUUUGAAGCUGCUCAACCUCUAUACACAGGACAUCAUCGACAUUAGGACGCUCGUCGAUCGUGCCUCUUUGUUCAUUGGGGGCGAUCGGGAGCUUUUUGAUGCUUUUCAGAGGCUGUGCGGCUACGACAUGGGCAAGCAUGGCUGGCUCGAAGCCGAAGACCCGAUCAUCGAGAAUGUGCCCGCGCUGCAGCGCGAGCGCGUCGACUUGAGCAACUGCAAGACUUAUGGCGCCUCGUAUCGCAAGCUUCCAAAGUCAGAGAUCAACCUGGCGUGCAGCGGGCGCGACCCGAUGUGUUGGGAGGUCUUGAACGAUGUCUGGGUCAGUCAUCCUACGUGGGCGAGCGAGGGCGAGAGCUUCAAUCCCCACAAGAAAAAUGUCUAUGAGGACGCCCUCUAUCGCUCGGAGGAGGAGCGACAUGAGUACGAUUACCACAUUGAGGCCAACUUGCGCACUAUUGCUCUUCUGGAACCUAUUGCCGCACGAAUCCAGACUAUGGAUGCGGAAGAGCGCGCUGCGUUUCGACUAAAGCCCGGUCUUGGCGGGCAGUCCAAGAGCAUCUAUCAGCGCGUCAUUAAGAAAGUCUACGGCCGCGAGCACGGAGUCGAGGUCAUCGCCGCACUGCAUGACAACCCCUGUGUUGCUGUGCCCGUAGUUUUGGCACGUCUCAAACAGAAGGACGAGGAGUGGAAACGUGCUCAGCGAGAGUGGAACAAAGUUUGGCGCGAAGUGGAUGCACGAAACUACUACAAGAGUUUGGAUCAUCAAGGCGUGAACUUCAAAGUCAGUGACAAGAAGACAAUCACUAGCAAAGCUUUUGUCGCCGAGAUUGAAUCUCGCCGGGCACAGCAGCAGCAGAGACGUGUCACGAUCGACGCGACACUACCACGACCGCGCCCGGAUCACCAACUUGCCUUUGCAAUGGACGACAUGGUGGUCUUGACAGAUAUCAUCAAACUCUCCCUCAGCUUCCUAGAUCGCGCGCCGUACAGCAAAGGUGAUUGCGAUCGCAUUGAGCAUCUGCUGCGCACCUUCAUCCCUCUCUUGAUGUGCUUAGACCAGAAUGAAUUCGACGACGAGAUCAACGGUGGUGUGGCUGUAGACGGUCGCGACGCAGCUGGCGCGGACGACGACGCUGAAAGCCGCAUCGACGACGACGCGCGCAGCGAAGUUUCUGACGCAGACAGCGCCGCUGCCAGCGGAGCGUCGUCGACUGUGAAGCGCGGAGGUAGCUCAAAGCGGCACGAAGCCGACCUCCGUCGCAAGUUGCUUCGCAAUCAGGCCGAGACUUCUGGAGCUGCUCAGGCGGGUGCUGAUGCCGAGCCCAUCGCCGCACGAGCUUCAAGCCCUGCCAUCGCUGCAGAGGUCAAGGCAGCGGCUGAAGCUCUCGACUCUGCGACAACCCCUGUCGUAGCUGGCGCCAAUGCGGAGCCGCAAGAUGUCUCCAUGACGGAUGCGAGCGACGAUGUCGCAGAAGCCUCUACCGACAAGACAGGUGAUGCCAAGUCGGAACAGGGAGUCAUUUCUAAAGAGGGCCAAGCAAGAGAUGACGCAGGUGACAUCAGCUCGGACGGUCCUUCUACGUGGAUGGAUCAGGGCUCGCUGCAAGCAUACGACUCGUCCAAAGCGAAGACGGUCCCCGCGCCAGGCUCAUCCCACAUCGCUAAGGCAGUUGCGUCAGGAAAUGACAAAGGUGCUUCAUCUCGCAAGUACAACUUUUUCUGCAGCACCUCGCACUACGUCUUCAUUCGUCUCUUUCAGUUGCUCUACGCUAGGCUAUCUAGGAUGAAGCAGCUUGGGGAGCAAAUGGCGUCGGCCCAGCCGCCAAAGAAGCGACUGAAUCCCGUGGCGCUCGAACUAGGAUUGCAAGACCCAACGACGGGUCCUGCGUCUGUCGUUGGCAAUGCGGCAGCUUCUGCUGCUGUCAACAGAGGUAAUGAAAGCACCGCAGCUGCCGUCAACGGCAAUGGAGUUGUCAGCGAUGGUCCAAACGGCGUCAGCGCUGCCGUUGAAGAAGACGGCUUGUCCCUAUCACCACUGCGGUACUAUGAUACUUUGCUCGACUUGACCGAGAAGUUCUUCGAUGCUGAGUUGGACAGGGUCACUUUCGAAGAGAGCGUGCGGUACAUGUACGGCAUAGAAGGCUACGUCGUCUUCACCCUCGACAAAGUUAUUGGCUCGCUGGUCAAGACCGCACAGGUCCUCGCAACAGACAGCAAGUGCCAAGAGCUACAGUCAAUUUUGGAAAGGGAUCGCGCAGUAGGUGCGGCGGCGGACAUGAAGGCCCAAAUCGCCCGUCGUAUUGCUGCAGAGGAGGUGCUCGGUAAAGACGAGCACUUGUUCCGCAUGGAAUGGAUCAAGACCAGCAGUACGCUCCUUGUGCAGAUGCUUGCCAAGGAGGACCUUACGCUCGGCGACCCGCAGACUGCUGAAGAAAGGUGGCUGCAGUAUGUCUCUAGCUACGUUCUUCAUGCUCCGACAGAGGGACUCUCCGUGCGCGUUCAAGCGCCCUUCUUGGACAGAUCUGUCGGCGCUCAUCCUGAGGACAGGUCCGAGCCUGCCGGAGCCAAGGUGAUCGCUCAAAGCGGCCUUGGCAUCAAGAUCUGCAUUACAACUUUGCGACUGUUCUACGAUGACCGUGGCUACGAAGACGUCUUUGCAAGAAGACUACAACGACCUCAACUGGCACGACGAGACAAGGUCGCCAAGAAACAGAGAGGCGCUAGAAAGACGAAGCUCGAUUCGUGGAUCUCAGAUCGACUCGCAGCAAUCUCAGAGGGUUCGGCCGACAGCGCAAGCAAGCAAGGCCAAGAUGUGGCCAAUGCAACCGUGGCUGAAGAUGCAUCGAAUGGCAUGGACAUCGAUGCAACCGCUGCUCCUGAGCAAACAGCGAAGCAGGAUCAAGAGGCAGUUGCACCGACCGCUGUGACCUCUGCCUCUUGAUCUUGCGUAUUCAUUCACCCCAAGUCACCCCCACCAUCAUGUGCCUUUCCAUACUCGUUCGGGUCUUCUGUAUCAAGUUCUCCUUUUCGUCCAGAAUCGCAUGACCGUCAUAACCGAGCCAAGUCUGCCCUGACAUCAUGGGCACCGUACAUUGCCCGUGCUAGUGCACCUGGCACUCGAAUCGAAGGGGGCCUGUCUUGUGGCUGCGCCUAGGCCAUCUUCAAGCUCUCCAUUCCGUCUCGA